CCAAAAUUCAAAAUUUUGGAAUCCAAUAUGGCGACGGGUAGGAGUCGUUCUCGUCCAAAUAUUUUGAUCACUGGAACACCAGGAACAGGGAAGACGGUGCUGGGAAUGGAGUUGUCGAAAAGAACAGGCAUGAAUUAUAUAAAUGUCGGAGAGUUUGCUAAAGAAAAUAAUUUUUACGAAGGUUGGGACGAGGAGAGACAGUGCCACGUGCUUGCCGAAGAUAGUGUAGGUUCAUUUGUUUACAAUUUUAGAUUUGUAUUUUGUACAUGGUAUACAAGAAUUAGGAUUUGAGCGAUUAUUUUUAUAUACACAAUAAGCAGUACAGCAAUAUUUAUCCACAACUUGAAUAGUGGUUGGUUUGCUAACCAAGAUCUUUAUGAAAUUCACUCGAAUAUUUCUUAAAUCCUGUCAUUUUCCUACUUGUUUAUAUAAUUCCUGUUGGGGGCCAAAUAUCUGUGGAAAUAGAAAAUACUUUUCACACACUUCUGAGGGAUGUUGGCAUGUUGCCCACACAAGCUUGACCUUUAAUGAACAAAAAUAUCUUGUAUUUACAUUAAUAAAUUGAUAUGUACAAAUUACUGCAUCUCGAACUAUUAUGGGUCACGUCCAUAUUCAUGUUGCCAGGCAUAACAUCGAAUCGACGUUAUCACCAGUACCCACCCACCCACUUCAGAUAACGUCAAUCGUUAUUCGUUACCCUGUCGUAUUUUGACCGCAAAAAGAUCUCAAAAUCAAAAUGGCAACUGAAAUAUGGUAUAUAAUCAAUCAAUUUAUCUCAGAAAUGCAUUAAAGUGAGUGGAUGGGUAGGUGGGUCGGACACAGGUCAGGCUAGCACAAGGCAAGCAAAAAAGUCUCGAUGAUCUGGACCCUACCCUUGGCAGCAGUGUGUGAGAAAAAAUUUUCUGUCUCUUCCAUUCCUCAGCCGGCAGAAUAUAAGAUGUCUCGAUGUUUGAGCAAAUGCUGCAUUGUAAUUAAGUGAACUAAAUAUUCUUGCAAUGUGAAAUGACUUUGCAAAAGCAUAUUUGACUGUGAUGGUAAAAUGUUUCUGUGCUAAUUCUUGUAUUGAGAUUUGCACGUACACAUGGACUGAAGCAAUGAUUGUCCUGAUGUAAGAGUUGAAAAUAAUGCUUGCAGGUUUUAGACGAGCUGGAAGAUGUAAUGUCCGAAGGCGGGAAUAUUAUUGACUAUCAUGGUUGCGAAUUCUUUCCUGAGAGAUGGUUUGACAUUGUCUUUGUUUUAAGAACAGAUAACACACUUUUGUACAACAGAUUAGAAAAAAGGUAGGUAGCUGAGUUAUAGUCAACACUGUUGUUGCCAUUUGUAUCAAAAGAUGAAAGUAUGUUAAGCUUCCAUAUUUGCAACAAAGCAUGUUACACACGUAAAAAUCUCGCAACUUGUCAACAAGAUACAUGUGUUCAACAAGACAACUUGUGGAGAAAUUUUUGAAUUGCAGGACGAUAACAAGUUGUUGGAACAACUUGCAACAAGUCUGUUGAGCUCAACAACCUUGUGGCAAGUUGCCAACAAGCCGUUGAUAACUUGUCAACAAGCUGGGAACAAGCAGUGCAAACACAUCCUGUUGACAAGUUGUUGGAACAGCAUUGCUACAAGUCUGCUGCAGGUUUGUUACAACUUGUCCGCUUUUUAAUAUGUGACAGUGUAGUUGAACAUGUUUUGCUGAGAUCAAAACCUAUCAAAGAUGUUUUCAAGAAUCUUUAAAUUGUUAAUUCACAUGCACAGAAUUCACCACACCAUGAAUGCAAGAGGUGUAUACCACCAGAAAUUUGAAGUAUUUAAAACAGUUCUUGUGUCUAGGGAGUAUCCAGAGAAAAAAAUUCAAGAAAAUGUUGAAUGUGAAAUAUUUCAAACAAUCUUGGAGGAAGCGAAGGAAAGUUAUUCGGCAGACAUUGUUCACGAGUGUCAAAGCAACACACCCGAGGAAAUGGAGACAAAUUUGGAUAAUAUUCAGAGAUGGCUACAACAGUGGCCCGGUUAAUAAUGCAUAGUGUCUCUAUUUUGUUAUUGUUGCGAAGGGAUUACAAAUUGAAGUGUUGCUAUGUAAGUUGUACCUCACUGAAUACAACUAGCUGGGUUUCUGGUGCGAUAUCUUAACAUGCAAUAACGCAUUCGUAGUUGUCUUCAGUGAAUAUAAUAAAGUGUCAAAGUCUGAAAACUGUGAGCAUUUACACUAAGUGAAAUGCUACACAAAAAUUCAUUCACAAUAUAAAACAGAUUUUUAAAACUGAAAUUUUAUUAACAAGAACUAUAAAUACAACAAUAUACUAUUAAUAAUUAUGUAUUUAUUGUUUUAACCAUAUACUGUAUAUUGCAAAAAACAGCAUACCAAGAUAUGUCCACUUAUAUUAUCAUGUUUCUUUUUGCACAGUAUCACAACAACUGUAUAUUAUUCAGUUAUAGAGUUAUCUACAUCCAUUUGUUCUGUGCUUGCUUCCUCUGUUAUUGUAUCUUCAGUACCUGAGGGGUCUUUUGGCAAGUCUACAUGCUGUGUUGUAAGUGAAGAACUAUUUAUGUCUGACUCAGCAGUUGUAUUGUCAGGAUUUGGAUCUGUUUCAUGUCUAUCAUUCUCCAACAUUUCUGUAUUAUUUUCUUGGUCUUCUACUACUUCAGUUUUCCUUGUAUUUAGUUCAUUGUUCGUAUCAACAGACAAGGAGGAAUCUGGCCUCGGAGGAUUUAGGUCAAAUGCACUUCUGUUAAGAAUUUCGUCAUCCUCAUCUGAUGUCUCAUCAUCGUUCUCUUCUGGUUCUCGUUCAUGAUCAUUGUUCAUGUUUGAUGUCUGGGAUGAAUCGUCCCUUUCAGAUACAUUAUUGUGACUUACAACAUCGCUGUCAUUCUCUGGAAUAUUGGUGAGGCCAGCUUCAUUAUUGAUGUCAUUUUCUGAAAUAUUGGCGAGCCCAGCUUCAUUAUUGCUGUUAUUUUCUGAAAUAUUGGUCAGGCGAGGUUCAUCAUUGCUGUUAUUUUCUGGAAUGUCGAUCAGGUCAGCUUCAUCAGUCAUGUCAUUUUCUGGAAUAUUGGUCAGACCAGCUUCAUCAGUCUUGUCAUUUUCUGGAAUAUUGGUGAGGUCAGCCUCAACAUUGCUGUCAUUUUCUGGUAUGUUAGUCAGGUCAGUUUCAUCAUUGAUAUUGUCCAUGCUGUCAUUCUGGUUGCCAUUUGUAUCUCCAUGGAUUUCGUCAGGUACCAUAUCCGCGAGGGUUUCGUCUGGUGCUGUAUUCUCAGAACCAACAUUUGUCAAACUGGGUUGUUCAGAAGAGGAAUUCUCCUCAUUGGUUUCCUGUUCAGCAUUUGUUGAACCAUCUUCCAACUGAGAUUCUAAAAGAUAAAAAAGAAUUAUAAGUUGCUAUAG
Paramuricea clavata is the source of this 3361-nucleotide messenger RNA. NCBI's taxonomy places the organism in Eukaryota, Metazoa, Cnidaria, Anthozoa, Malacalcyonacea, Plexauridae. The record is from the annotation of a GenBank genome assembly.